AACAGCUGGAGGUGGUCGAUGUCGAACACAGAUUUCUACAAAAACAGUGAGGCUGAGUUUAGAAAUUGGGCGCCUGGACAACCAGACAAUUGGAACAGCAAAGAACACUGCACUUUUUUACGUGACACUGGAUUUUGGGAUGAUGCAAGUUGUGACAGUGUCCUUCGCACACUCUGCUCUGAUGUCAGAGGACUGAAUAUGACAUUUGUCUUCAUCAACAAUUCCAUGACAUGGAUGGAGGCCCAGAGCUACUGCAGAGCUAAUUAUACAGACCUGGCCAGUGUGACAAACAUGUCAGAGAACCAGAAGGCAAAGGAGUUGGUACCUGCAGGACAAAAGGUCUGGAUCGGCCUUUUCAGAGACUCCUGGAAGUGGACGGAUGGAAGUAACUCCUCAUUUAGACACUGGAAUACAAAUGAACCCAAUGGUGCCAGUAAGGAAACUUGUACGGCAGCAAACUUUGGAUCAGCUGGACGAUGGGAGGACUGGAACUGUGACCGGAUGACAGCAUUUGUUUGCUACAGUGAUCCUGCUUACAAGCAAGUGGUGAGACUGAGAAUGGAGAAAAACAACAAUCAGGAUCUGAAUGACCCUGCAGUGAUGGCAGCCAUGCUGGAACAGCAGAUGUUGCUGGUGAUUAAUUUUUUUUCACACAACACCAGAACGACUGCCGAUGUCCGUAAGCUUCGGUUGACUUCUAGCUCGCCCUACAAAAGAGGAGCAAGAAUAAAGGGAGCUUCUAAGUUAUUUAAAGGCUGCAUGAAAAUCCUCUGCAGCUUAGUGCAGAACAAACAGUUCAAACAGAAGCUGAAGAAUAACGGCGUAAAAGGAGACAUCAAACUGAGCUGGAGGAAGCAGUCAGACGGGGAGGUCUUCCACAGCGAUGAAAAGGAAACAAAGAAGAACACAGCCUGUAAAAAUUAGUUUUGCAGGUUGUGUUCAUGUAUUGUUUGGUGUGGGUGGUUCUUUUGUUUUUGUUUUUUUUGUAGAGCACAAUAUAGUAAUAAACGUGUUUGUGUUCUAGUUUUACUGUUAUUCUGCAUUUAGGAGUUUGAUUUUCUCGUGUAUUUCUGGAUUCAUCUUUUGAUAUCUUUAUUCUGGUAGACUGUAGUAGUAAAGUUUACAGUAGUAAACUUUGAUUAUUAGGACAUCACUCAGACUUUUAGUUUUAUUUUCAUGUUAUGGUUAUUGAUGAGUUUAGUUCCUGUGUUCUGGUUUAUGUCUGUUAGUAGGAGUUCUUAGUUUCUUUCAUGUAUCUGUGACUGUUCCUCUUGUGUCUGUGUAAAUAUCUCAGCACUUCGGUGUUCUCUACUCAGGCAUCUUAUCGAGGCCACGUCCACACUAAUACGUUUUCAUUUGAAAACGUAUCUUUUUCUCUCCGUUUUGGCCUUCCGUCCACACUGACACGCGUUUUUGGACUAGGAAAACGGAGCUUUUUGAAAACGCUCUCCAAAGUGGAUACAUUUGAAAACUGCGUUUUUGCGUCGCAGUGUGAAAAGCGAAAACGGAGGCUUUCGGAAAUGAAGACGCAACUUUGUACUUUUGUGUUACUCACAGCAAUAACUCCACCUAAUUAUCAGUCCAUUUUUUAAAAAGUGCUUUUCCUUGACAUUUUACUGCGAUGUUUCAAAGUCGUGGCAAAAUAAACAUCGGACUGAAAUGACGCAGGUCAAAUCGUCUUACGUUUCACACAUGCGCAGUACAGGAAGGUAGCGUUUUCAGUCGUUUCCGUGUGGUUGAACAGCUGUUCGGAAACGACUGAAAACGAUAGAGUGGACGCGUUUUCAGACAAAAAUGCCGUUUUCAAAUGUAUCCAGAUGAGUGAGGAUGUAGCCUAAGUGUUAGUAUUCAGUCUGUGUUACUUCUCUUGUUUAUUUCCUGUUUACAAUUGAUUUUUUUUUUCAUGUUUCAUGUUAGUUUUACUUCCUGCUGUUUGGUUAGUCUGACUGUAUUCAAAAUCAGCUUUACUGUCAAAAACCAUGCGUACAGGUCAUACACAGGAAUUUGAAACUGCAAAGCUUCCACAGCCCUCAGUGUACACUAAAACAAUAUAGAGAUAAAAAUAAA
Molecule: messenger RNA, 2067 nt
Organism: Oreochromis aureus
Lineage: Eukaryota; Metazoa; Chordata; Actinopteri; Cichliformes; Cichlidae
Product: L-selectin-like
Exons: 5
Coding region: 19-924 (301 amino acids)
Source: RefSeq, a predicted model, not a curated record